GUUGUGAUAAACUUAUUAAAUAGAGCAAAUGACUCUAAACGAUGAGCUGGAUGACCACCAAUUCAGUGACCCUGAAGAUUUUGAAGACGAUAUAGAUGAUGAUGAAUUACUGCAAGAUUUUUACUCCAGAAAGCCCUCAGAGAAAGACCUCUACGAUAAUGUGAUAAUUGUGGACAAUGUGCCGAAAGUGACGCCAGAAAAACUUGAGAAGCUAGAGAAGGUUUUAUCAAAAACUUUCAAAACCUAUGGGGAGGUGAUGGACAUAUACUUUCCCCAGGAUGAGAGUAAUUCAACCAAAGGGUUUGCCUUUGUUGAGUACAAUACACCCGAUCAAGCUGCAGCAGCUUUGAAAGGAUUACAAAACUUCAAGUUGGAUUCGAAGCAUAUUUUUUCAACUGUGAAGCUAACCGAUAUCGAUGAGUUCUGUUCAAAUGAAGAAGAAAUAGUUGUUCCAGAGAAGCAGGAGUUCAAAGACCCCGGAGAUUUAUAUGGAUGGGUUCUUGACGAGCAAGCACGUGACCACUAUGCCGUGAUAUACAACUUCGACGAGCACAGACAGACGAACCAAGUGGCUGUUAUCCAGAAUAACUACUCGCAGCCCAUUACCCUGCAGGAGAAAAUGAAUUGGACAGAAGCUACAGUUCUAUGGUCACCCAGAGGAGCAUACUUGGCGUCCAUGCACAACAAGGGUGCAGCUCUUUGGGGAAAUUCGAAUUUCGAGAAGAUCAUGCGCUUCAAGCACGAUGGCAUCGAUUUCAUCUCGUUCUCACCGUGCGAGACCUACCUGAUAACUUUGAAGAACCCGAUGUAUGACAGACCAGGGGAGUGCAUAAUAUGGGAGAUUUUGAGUGGGGCGGAGAAAAGGAGGUUUCAAGUGACUCAAAUGGACUCUUUGCCCUUCUUCAAGUGGUCGCAUGACGAGAAGUACGUGGCCAAGAAGGGAGAUGGAAUAUUGCAAGUUUAUGAAACACCGACUUUCGGUCUUUUGGAUAAGCAAAGUUUCAAAAUACCAGGAAUACAAAGCUUCGAGUGGUCACCGAGUGGCAAUUACUUCAUCUGCUGGAUACGAACAGUGAAGAAGGAAGAUUCGCUCAAAGACGUGCCGGAUAAAGUAUCGGUCAUUGAAGUUCCCAGCAGACGCGACCUCUGUUCUAAGUCCAUGUUCUUUGUUAACUGCAUACAUUUUCACUGGCAUCCGAUGGGGGAUUACUGUUGCGUGCAGAGUGAUCUGAGAGGCAAAAAAGGAGUGAACCAUUUUUUACAUGUGUUCGCCUUUGGAGCAAAAGAAAUCCCAGUUGACUUGCAAGAAAUUAAAGAACCGAUUCAACAAUUUGCAUGGGAACCCACAGACACAGCACGGUUUAUCGCCCUGGUCGGAGAAAAUCCGAGAACAACCGCUUGCGUGUUCAGUGUACAAAAAGGAGAUGGCAUUCGCCAGAUUGGCAGUAUCGAAACACAAGCUAAUUUUGUGGCUUUCAGUUCAAUUGGCCGAUACGCAGUCUUAGCUGUGCUUAAAAACAACAAGCAGGCAUCAAGCACAGGAACAUUGGAGUUUUUGGACAUAGACCAAGAUCCGGUCGCAAUUACAAAUAAGGCAGAGCACUAUGGUAUGUAUGGUCUUGAGUGGGAUCCAUCUGGAAGAUACUGUGCAACAUACAACAGGUGUCUCUUCACUAAGCACGACAAUCAUGUGGAGAUUUUCACUUUCCAAGGACGUAGACUGCAAAACAACCGAAUGGACUCCCUGUAUCAGUUCACAUGGAGACCGAGACCGCCUAGAUAUGUGACACAGGAGCAGAAAGACGAAAUCAAGAAGAACUUCAAGAAGUACCAAAACAAGUUCGAGACACAAGACAAAAUGUCACAGUCCAAGACUUCGAAGGAACUGCUGGACAAGAGAAAAGCUUUGUCGAAGUCAUUCAGGGACAUAAUGGACAAACUCAGGGACAAACUGGAGUCAGUGAAGAAGUUGAUGGAGGCGGAAAAGACAUUCGAAGACAUAGACGGAAACGAACAGCCUGAAUUAGACGAAGAGGUCGUGCAUUACGUAGUCAGCCAGCAAGUGAUCGUGUGUGACGAUACUUCUAAUAGUACAGGUAAGCAUAGUGGACAGUCGGCCGAUUCCACCACCAACAAACUCACCAACGGAACAUCCUCAUCUGCUGCAGUCGCCGUAGCGGAUUAGUCGACUCCCUGCUUUUGAGAUUUGACCAUUGUAACUAUAAAAAACAUCUCGACAAAACACCACCAAGAACAACAAAUAUUAAUACAAGGCGAAGAAAAGAUCAAAACGACUGAGAAAAAAGACUUGCUAACUAAAUAAACUGUAUUUGGUAUAAUUAAAUAUUAUAAGCCUGCUUCUGACAUACUUUUUAAAUGAUCAUUAUGUGUUAGUUUGGGCUGUUUUUGUGUUUCUCUUUGCUUGCUAAAUUAUGGGACUAUCUUUUAGUAAAGAACAACCCCAUUUCACGAUUCUAUUGAUGAUUAUAAAGCGAACAUUUUUUCAAAGGCUCUUCAAUAACAAGAGUAGAUUGUGUUGCAACACGGAACUUUCGAAUUGCUACAUUGCAAUUAACGAUGCUUUGCUGUUUGUGCAUUUCUCUAUGCAUUUUCCAGUACCCUACAGGGACCUACCAAAGUUGUUUGGGUAAUCACACAUGCUUGCACAAUGAAUUGAAUCAAGUUUUGAAUCUUUGCUGUUCGGAGGGGCUAGUCUGAUCUAUUUUGAAAUGCUGUUUACUUGAACUAAUAAUAAUAAUAUUUGACUACUUUUCAUACUCUUUUUCAAAAUGUCGUCGCUACAAUAAGUUACAAUUAAACACUUGUAAAUUUUUACAGUGUGAGAACUAUUAUUCCAGAUAUUAUCGAGUUUGGCAUGGAAUGUUUCACUCAAAUGAAUUCAUGGAAUUGAAUAAUAAUUUUCACAUUUGACUGGAAACCUAACUUAAACGUUGAAUGCUGUUUUUGGAGUCAUAUUUUAGUCAAUCAUUGUUGGUAAAUUUUUAAGUUUAAUCUAAUUAAUUUGCCUUCGCAUUCUUGUGAGCAUUGGCAUUGAGGCUCUUUGAGUUGUUUUUCCAAUUCAUGCUGACAAGUCAGUGACUCUGCUAUGCUUAUUGACAAAUUUGGUAUCGCCUGUUUAACAUACAAUCUUGUACAAUAGCUAUUUACUGCAGCUAUUCACUGAUGUUGAAUUCGAACCAGAUUUGUUUUA
Molecule: messenger RNA, 3211 nt
Organism: Symsagittifera roscoffensis
Lineage: Eukaryota; Metazoa; Xenacoelomorpha; Acoela; Convolutidae
Product: eukaryotic translation initiation factor 3 subunit B-like
Exons: 11
Coding region: 29-2185 (718 amino acids)
Biological process (GO): translational initiation
Cellular component (GO): eukaryotic translation initiation factor 3 complex
Molecular function (GO): RNA binding; translation initiation factor binding; translation initiation factor activity
Source: RefSeq, a predicted model, not a curated record